This is a messenger RNA of Bursaphelenchus okinawaensis, 2405 nucleotides long. NCBI's taxonomy places the organism in Eukaryota, Metazoa, Nematoda, Chromadorea, Rhabditida, Aphelenchoididae. The record is from the annotation of a GenBank genome assembly.
AUGGCUUCUGGUGACAAGUGAGUUCUUAAACAUAAUAUUUUUUAUUGGUUUACUUUUUGGGAGUAGGAUAAUGUUUGAGUUUUUUCUUGCAAAACGUAAGGUGUCUUGUUAAUUCUUUGUAACUUUUGUUAAAAGUAUUAUCUUUAUGUUGCUUUAGAAGUGCAUCUUCAUCUGCGUUUGUAUGUGCUAUCAGUGGAGAUUUGGCCGAAGAACCCGUCGUCUCUCCAGCUUCUGGAGAAAUUUUCGAGAAGCGGUUGAUUGUGAAGUAUAUCGAAAGCGAAGGAUGUGAUCCUGUUUCAAAACAACCUCUCAAAGUUGCAGAUGUAAGGUUUUUGUUUGAUUUUUUUAAUUUUAGGUAUUAAAGAAGGUAAAAUACGCCUAAUUAUCUGAUAUCAGAACAUCAAAGAACGAUUAUAAUUUUUUUUUGAGUCGCUCAUGAAUAAAAUUAGAAUACCUUUUUAGCUCGUGGCGAUCAAACUCUCGGAUGAAGCUCGUGCGAAUGCAAGACCAAUCCAAACAUCUUCGAUUCCACAUUUGUUGCAAAUGCUUCAGAAUGAGUGGGAUGCGUUGAUGCUGAACAACUUCACCUUGCGAAAUGAAGUCCAAUCAGCCAGAGAAGAACUCACACAUGCUUUAUAUCAGAACGAUGCUGCUUGUCGUGUGAUCAACAGAUUGAGCUUGGAGUUGCAGUCAGCUAGAAAUGCGAUGGCUAACAUUCCUGCUCAUCGUCUGCAGGUGGGUUUUGCAUGAUACACUGAAUAACAUUAAUUUUAAUUUAAAAGUCGAAGGAAAACAUGUUUUUGAAAGUGUCGUUUAUAUAUUUUAACAUAUAAUAUAAUAGUAUUUUAAUAUUGUCGUUUUAGCAAUCAGCUAACCCAGAAACCCGUCGUCAAGAUGAUAAUGUGAAUGAUGAGAAUGAUGUUGAGAUGGGUGAUGCUCUGCCCGGGUUAAGUGAACAAAACAUUCAGAAAAUUGAAGAGUUUGGUAAUGGUUUGUCACAAAAAAGAAAACAAAAAGGAAAGAAGUUGCCAGAAGGCCUGGCUAGCACAGAAACCUUGGCACAGUUCAAAGAAGGAGCUGUUCAUACUGGUCUUCACAGUGUCGGUACUCCAGGAAUUACUUGCCUUGAUUUGAACGUAAUAGUUUCAUUUUGAUUUAAAAUUUUGUUUUUGAAUACUUUAAUUUUUGUUUUUCUUUUUGAGUUUUAAAAAAUAAUAUAUAUUUUGAUGUUUAGGUAUUAAAAACAGUAUUAUUUAGUGAAUCUUUUCAGGAAAGACUAGUUCUAACAGGUGGAGUAGACAAAACAUUGAGUUUGUUUGACUUGGACAAUGAAGUGAUUGAAAAAACCUUCAAGGGACACAAGAAACAAAUAACGGCCUGUAUUAUCCAUCCAGAUGGUGAUAAUGUGGUAUCAGCCUCUCAAGAUGCUACAGUAAAGAUCUGGAGCAAAUCGAAUGAACAAGCGAAGCAUACCAUUAACAUUCAUACAGGGAGUGUUAAUGACAUUUCUUUACAUCCAACCAACGAUUACUUGUUUGCUUUCUCCGAGGAUCAACAUUGGUCGGUUAUUGAUCUGAAUGUGGGACAGGCUUUGGUUAAGGUAGGUUUUAUGAGUGAUGAUUUGGGUUUUUAGGUUUUUCUUAUUUUAGUGGUGUCUCUGAUAGUUAUUUUAAUUUGGCAAAUGGUUUGCAACAGGAAAAACAUGAUAAUAACCGAUCAGAAUAUUAGGGUAUAGAACUGAAGAGAAUAACUUCAAUUUUUCAGGUAAAAGACGAUCAAGACGAAGCCCCAAUCACAUGUGGAAGAUGCCAUCCUGAUGGUCUUAUUUUUGGCCUUGGGACCCGUGAUGGCAAUGUCAAGAUCUGGGAUGUCAGAAACCAAAAGAGAGUCGCUUUGUUUACUGGACAUCAAGGAACAGUAAAGUCGUUGGCAUUCAGUGAAAACGGCUACUAUUUGGCAUCUGGAGCCGAGGAAGGAGAAGUCAAGAUCUGGGACUUGAGGAAGUUGGACAAUGUCAAGACGUUUGCUGUUGGAGAUGGCAGUCAUCCAGUAAGUUUUUUGGAAAAAUUAGUAAAACUGAUUUUUUCCGUGUUAUACAAAGAUUAAAGUGUUUAGUUUUUUGAAAGUAAAAGCUUAUAAUAAUUUGUUAAAUUUCUUGAAUUAAAUUUGAUUUUUUUUGUGUUUUAUAACUCAUCUUAUUUUAGGUGAACUCAGUAACCUUCGACCAAAGUGGAGCCUACCUGGCCGCAGCUGCCAAUGUCGUUCAAAUCUACCAAGCCAGGAGCUGGAAGGUCGUCAAUACGUUUGAAAACCACUCAGAAGCCGUAACUUCAGUCAGAUUUGGAAGCUUGGCUACAUUCCUGGUGACAACUUCUAUGGACAAGAGUCUCCGUGUUUUUAAUUAA